Messenger RNA from Halteromyces radiatus, 237 nucleotides. RefSeq lists its product as uncharacterized. The record is from RefSeq and is a predicted model, not a curated record. The transcript has 2 exons. NCBI's taxonomy places the organism in Eukaryota, Fungi, Mucoromycota, Mucoromycetes, Mucorales, Cunninghamellaceae. The coding region runs from base 1 to 237 and encodes 78 amino acids.
AUGGUUAAUCGUGCUUUUCUUUUAUGUCUCUUUUUGGCCUUUUGCAUUGCCAUGGUUAGCAGUGUUCCUGUGAACUCACAAUCAACUGACGUUUCUUCAAGCGACGCAGGUGACAUGGCGUCCAAGCUUGCUUCAGCAAAGAAACCAAUUGAGGCUUCCAAACUUGCACUAGACGGUGGACUUCUUGACGCUUUCUUAGAUUUAUUUGGCGGCAUUAUUGUGGUUGUUCUUGGAUGA